Molecule: messenger RNA, 348 nt
Organism: Candidula unifasciata
Lineage: Eukaryota; Metazoa; Mollusca; Gastropoda; Stylommatophora; Geomitridae
Source: the annotation of a GenBank genome assembly
AUGUACAAGACCAUCCUUGUAGUGGCUUUCAUUGCCGUUGCUGUCAUGGCAGCCCAAGUUCAAGGUUCCGGGCUUGGAGCAUUUGGAGGAGGCUAUGGAGCUCUAGGUCUUGGUAUUGGAAAAGGAGGAUAUGGAGGAGUGUUGAAUGGAUACGGAGGCUACGGUGGAUAUGGAGGAGGCUUCGGAGGGUAUGGAUUAGCUCUAGGUGGAUAUGGAGGAGGUCUCGGUGGGUAUGGAGGAAGUUUCGGCGGGUAUGGAUUAGCCCUCGGUGGGUAUGGAGGAGGUCUCGGCGGAUAUGGAGGUGGUUAUGGAGGUGGCUUUGGAGGUGGCUUUGGAUAUGGAGUGUAA